Molecule: messenger RNA, 3735 nt
Organism: Harmonia axyridis
Lineage: Eukaryota; Metazoa; Arthropoda; Insecta; Coleoptera; Coccinellidae
Product: facilitated trehalose transporter Tret1-like
Exons: 3
Coding region: 374-1885 (503 amino acids)
Biological process (GO): transmembrane transport
Cellular component (GO): membrane
Molecular function (GO): transmembrane transporter activity
Source: RefSeq, a predicted model, not a curated record
GGCCAUUGGAAAAGCGUUUUAAGAAGGACGUACCGACUUUGUAUACUUAUCGCGCCAAUUUCUUACAAUUUAGUGACAUUGACACAUAUCUUCGUUGAUAAUUUCGUUUGUGCCUCACAAAAAGGAAGGUAACGUGGUACGAUAAGGAGGAUUCUACUGAUUCUAGUUGAAGACUUCAGAUCCAGCCAGUAUCAGUCUGUGGUACUCUCUCGAGAUAAGAGGACAGCAAAUGUUCAGAUGAAUUCGAUUCGAUAAAUUAUAAUUGUUGUGUCGCCUUCAACGAGACUGAUCAAGUGUCAGUGUGCCGCGUAGACUGAAUGUUAAACGAAACUUUCCUACAAUAGUGCGUGUGUUUGUGUCUUCAAGUACUUAAAUGAAUAACAACAGCAACAAAAUGAAGUCUAAACCGAAAGGAUUGAAAUAUAUGUUUUCCGGAACUUGGCCCCAAAUAAUAGCCGUUUUAAGCUGUACUGUCAGCGCCAUCGGUGACGGCAUGCAGUAUGGUUGGUCAGCCCCCAUCAUCCCAGUGUUAGAAGGACCUGACAGCCCCGUGAAGAUAACUGACUCAGAUAAAGACUGGAUCGAGAACAUCUACCUCAUAGGCGGCAUCUUCGGUGUACCCAUUACCAUCCUCUUGGUAGACAGGAUAGGCCGAAAGUAUUUGGUAAUAGGCGCUGGAGUCCUCAACCUUGCUGCUUGGAUAGUAACAGCCUUGGCAAAGCACUCUACUCCGCUUCUCAUAGCUAGAUUCAUGACUGGAAUAGCUGGAGAUGUAGCCUUCGUAGCCGCUCCCAUGUACAUCGCAGAAAUCGCCGACCAGAAAAUUAGAGGCUUCCUGGCCACCCUCAUCUACACCAUGAUGCUCAUCGGCAUCUUCCUAAUCUACGCCAUAGGCCCCUACGUGUCUGUUUUCGUCAGUUCUUGCGUUGGUGCCUCAUUUUUGAUAGUGCAGCUGAUAACCUUCCCCUUCAUGCCAGAAACUCCCUACUUCUACCUCUGCAGAGGCAAAUACGAAAAAGCCAAACGGUCAUUAGAACGCUUGAGGGUGAACCCAGACGUUAACAAGGAGAUGAGCGAGAUGAAAGCAGCCAUCGAACGACAAAAGACAGAAAGCGGAAAACCCAAAGAUCUAUUCAUGGAGAAGAGCAACCGCAAAGCGGUCAUCAUCAUGGUGGUCCUGAACGCCGCGCAGCAUCUCAGCAGCAUCAGCGUGAUGUUGAUGAACAUGCACAUGAUCUUACAAGCCGCUGGGUCCAUAUACAUCCAAACCAACUACGCAGCCAUGAUUUUCUCGGCUCUGAUGAUGUUUGCAGCCAUGGUAGCUGGCUUGGUUUGUGACAGGUUUGGCAGGAAGAUCUUGCUGAUAACCUCCAGUAUUCUGACAGGAGCUGUUUUGCUCAUCCUCGCCAUAUUUUUCCACUUGAAGGAGAUAGGUAUGGAUGUCGAUUCGGUUAGUUGGGUGCCAGUGUUAUGUGUUUUGAGCUACGCCCUCUUCUUCAAGAUCGGUUUGGGCAUCAUCCCCAUAGUGUUGACGGCGGAGCUGUUCCCUGCUAAGGUUAAGGCCAUGGGAAUGUCUACAGCUGACGCUUUGUACCUAAUAUGGGCCUUGAUUUCCGUGUAUCUGUUCUUGUACACCUCAAGGACCUUCGGUAUGUCAGUGCCUUUCUAUAUAUUUGCCUUCUGCUCCUUGGGAUCUGCCGCCUUUUGUGCUUGGGUGGUGCCAGAGACCAAAGGGAGGACGUUGGAAGAGAUCCAGAUGAUCCUCAAGGGUAUUCCAGUGACCAGAGCCAGUCUGGAGCUUAUCGAGAUCACGAAGAGCAAGGAGAGCAACCUAAACAACAAGGAAACUUCACCAGAAAGCCAGGCCUUCUUGGAGGAGGCGUAGGUGGUUUACGAUGUACCUUAAUUAUGCCAAAAUGUAAGAUAGACGGGCACUUGUGCAAACUUGGACCUGGACCAGUUUUCGAAGAUAUUUAUGUUGAUAUGAAUUCUGUGAGAAGCUGUGAAUAAUAGAUUAUCUCGAACGGAGAUGAUCUUAAAUUGUACAUACGUUACGAAAUUUAUUCCAUUUGUUAUCUACGCACCAAUCGGGAUCGAUGUCUGUCGUGUUGUGAAUCGUUUAAAUAUAGGGUGGCUCAUUUUCGACAAGUAGGAACGGCACAUUUCAAAAGAGCUCAAAAAUGAGUGUGAAAGAUUUUUAUUAUAUAUUUCGAUUCAUGUUGAUCUAGAUAAGUUAACGAUUAGUUGCCAAAAAAAUUCUACAAGUGACAUCUUCUUAUCACCAAAACAAAGCUUCUUUUCUAUUUUGAACACUGUGAUUUCGGAUCUUGUUAGCCCGAUAUAAUAAAAUCUUUCGCUCUUAUUCAUAUGAAUAUUACGAAAAACGAUCUUGGUCGACAUAAUUGACUUUAUUCAUGAAGCCUUCAAGCUCACCCGAUCUAAUACCACUAGUUUUUUAUUUGAAAAAUUCAAAAGUAUUGCAUACUACAUCAGAUUUAUUUUUAGAAUUUAGCUAAAGUUUGGAUUUAUGUCGACUUUGAUCUAAAUUGGCUCUCGCUGUGCCAUUCUCCCAAUGAUUACGAACAUAAUUGAGUACCGCUGGAAACAACGAAGCUUCCGGAGACUAACUCGAGCGAAUUAGACACCGUUUAAAGGACAAAGUCUUCCCAACAAUUAGCCACAAAUGGCGGACAAAAGCCAGAAAUUUGUUCAAACCCGCUUCCACUCAUUAAAAACCAACUGGAGAACCCUUUUCUACCCUUUUCUCGGAGUCUCAGACGGUUAAUAUACAUUUCUUCGCAUAUCGAGUUAACUUCGCAGCACUUUUUGUUCGUCAACUUCGCUAAAACUGUAAACUUUCCGACACAGAAUCCACUGACAUAAUUUAUUUCGAUUAACUUUCUCUCAUUCAAGUUUCUGUGCUUUUUUUAACCUCAUUUCUAUGACGCACAUUCGGGCAAUUUUGUCAUAGAGUUGUUGAUACUUCCGACCCACAGAGAAUUGAUUACCGGACUGUCAGCUCUUUAUCUUCCCGUUAAAAAUCAACCAGUGUAAAAAACGCUAACUUUGAUUUCUAUCAGAAUGAAUCAAAUAUUCUGACGUACCUUCAACGCACAGAGAAUAAUCAUAAAAGGCAAUUACCAUAAAAAUCCAUGCUUUUUAAAUAUUCAGAAAUUCCUUCGCGAGACUCUCUAAUUUAAUGGAAAUUUGUAUUGAUAACCAAAAAUCAUUCUUAUGCUUCCUAGACGGCAGUGCCUAAAAUAAAUCACUUAAAUUGUUGAAUUUUUGUAAGUUACUUAAUUUUAGUUUAGGAUAAGAUUGUAGGCAGAUUUUCUCAUUUUCUAAAUGACUGAAUGAAUGUUCUGGAUGAUUUUUCCAGAAUUUAGGGAAUUAUCGCAAUUUUUUAUCUUUAAUAGUAUUAUGACAUGAUUUGGACUGAGUAUUAUGUUACUUAAGCCAUGGUACUAUUGUAGACAUUUUGAUUUUGUUUACGAAUGUAAAUAAUUAUGUAAAGGUACAAUUCACCGUAGGAUAUUAUCGCGUUUGAGUUGACAAAAACGAUUGAACAUAUUGUACAGAAAGUCUUAGGUCUCAUUUUUUUUAUAAUUUUUGUUAACUUGAAAGCAACAGUUUUUGAAAUUGAUAAUCAUCUACCAUUAUUCUAAUGUGAUCGAAAAGAUAUAUAUUGUGAUAGAAUAUUGUAUUCAUCUCUUAAAUAAAUUAUCUUAUUUUUUA